Cuscuta epithymum is the source of this 1649-nucleotide messenger RNA. The record is from the annotation of a GenBank genome assembly. NCBI's taxonomy places the organism in Eukaryota, Viridiplantae, Streptophyta, Magnoliopsida, Solanales, Convolvulaceae.
UUCAAUAUAGUUAAGAUAUGAGUUAAUUGUAAAAUAUCAAAAAUAGCCUUGAAACUUAACUAAUACGGAGUAAAAAACCUAGAAGCCUUCGUUUUCGCUGCGGCACACAAUCCGUGUAUUUCGAUUGCAAAGGUACGAAUAUGGAGUCUGGAACAAAUAAAGGGUCAUAAGGAAGAAGUCAUUACACUGGUGGUCUAAUGUCCAAUCAUGGUUUUUCAACUAUGUACUUUGGAUGUGUGUUGUGUUGGUAUCAAAUAGACGUAGAAGAACACAUUCUAUUACUUAUGUGAUAGAUAAUCACUCCAAAAGGGAAGGGUAUUUUAAGAGGUUGGUGUAUGGGAAUGAAGCAAGUUGCAUUUCUGAGUUAAUAAUGUGUCGUGCAGCAUUCUUUAAACUAUGUGAUAUGUUAGUUAUGAAAGGUGGAUUGAAGCCAACUAGGCACAUGAUCGUUGAAGAACAAGUAGCUAUUUCCCUACUCGUACUAUCUCAUCACCAGAAAAACAGAACCUUAAUAACUGAGUUUCAAAGAUCAGGGAGGACUAUUAGCAACUGUUUUGCAAAUCUCAUACAUGCAGUGCUAAAACUUCAUUCUAUUUUGUAUGCAAAACCUGAUCCAAUCACAGACGAAUGCAAUGAUUAUAGAUGGAACGUAUUUGAGGUGUGUAUAUCAUUUAAUUUUCUUAUUACAUUUUUAAUACAUAGCUAUACCGUUGCAGAACUGUGUUGGUGCACUAGACGGGACUUAUGUUAAAGUUCAUGUGGCCCAAAAGGAUCACAAUCGUUUCCGUUCCAGAAAAGGAGAUAUGCCACAAAUGUCCUUGGUGUUUGUAACCCACAAAUGCAAUUUAUCUACGUUUUUCCUGGAUGGGAGGGGUCAGCUGCGGACAGUAGAGUCUUAAGGGAUGCCCUCACUAGAAGAUUUCGAGUUCCCCAAGGUGUGCUUUUGCAUGUAUGUAAGAGUAUAUAUCUGAAUCAUAUAUAAUUAUAUGUUUGUGUGUGAUUUGUAUAUCUAUAUAAAUUUAUAGGAUGCUAUUAUUUGGUUGAUGGAGGUUAUGCAAACUGUGAAGGGUUUCUUGCACCCUAUCGAGGAAAAAGAUAUCACUUAUCUGAAUGGCAAAACAAUCAUCUUCCUCAUAAUGCGAAAGAGUUUUUUAAUAAUAUGAAUGUGCAUUUGGAUUACUAUGAAUGUGAUUGAGCGUGCAUUUGGAUUACUUAAGAAUCGAUGGGCAAUCUUAUGAAGUGGGUCGUGGUAUUCUAUGCCUAUGACAUGUCGAAUAAUAGUGCCGUGUGCAUUGUUACAUAACUUUAUUCGACGUGAACAUGACAUUGAUCCUAUGGAGGAGGAGGAUCUAUCAGACGAGGACUCAGACGAUCCAGAUGAUGAGUAUGAUUCAUUUGUUGGAGCUGACUUACGGCCUAGUGAAGCAUAAACUACAUUUAGAGAAGAUUUAGCAACUGAAAUGUAUGCUUCUUGGAUAAAUUGAAGUCAAGCAUAAAACUUGAAGUUUAUUUGAAGUACAAUAUGAAGUUCAUUUAGAAGUGCAAACGUGUAUAUUUUGUGGAGUAAUAUUUUGUUACUAUCUUUUUGGGAAUUCAAACUUCAAUAUGUCUGUUACUAUCUUCUAGUUGAUAGAUACACUUUAUUUAUA